GUUCUGCUGGGUCGUGGUGGCAAUGUGUUGCUCUGAGUAGCGGACGGCGGAUUCCCGGCAGGAGCAUAAGAGGCCGAGGACUCACGCCGACACCCCCCACCUUCAGGAGCCGUCAAUACAAGAUAGACAUACAGGGGCGUGGUUCACUAUAAUCCAGGAGAACUAGUCAGCUAGAACCUAUCCCCCAGGAAGACGAGUGCACAGGGUCGAAACUCACUAACUCCAGUACAUAGAUUCGAUCCUUGGGAAGCCCUACCUGCCUGCCCUCGUAGGCACAGCAGAAGGACGAUGUUGUGGGUGGUCGUUGCCAGCGUUCUUCUGGUAGUGGUUCCUCAGAGAAUCUCCUCGGCCACGUCUGGAACUAAUAACCCAGAUUUGUCACAGCUCCAUAAAACACCACCGCCUUUAGAAAUUCGUAUCCUGGACGAUGCUCUUAACUCCUUGAAGAUUCCUGAGGCGAGGAGGUUGAGACACGAUUAUCAAAGGUCCUCCAAGGAUACCCAGCUGGACGCCGAAGAAGUUGAUGAAGAAGAUGAUGACCUGGUCCUUGGAAACUUCAAGACCUCUCCAAGGUUCAAGAGACAGUAUCAUCCACGACAGCAUAGCCAAUUUGUCAACACACGCACACAAGUUCACAAACAAGCAAUAGCGUGUCCUUCCGUAGUUCCACCAUCUGCUAACAUCAGCCACUGGGACCACCUGAAAUACGUGGCCAAUGCUCACGUUCCAGGCUGUGUUAAAUCUCAGUGCUCUCACUCCUGUCAUCGACGUGAGCCGUGCGCCUUCGAUCAUGAGACCAUCAUGGCGAGACUGUCCCUACUGGAGGAGCGACUGAGGGGCGUAACGAAGAUCGAGACGAGGAUGAAGGUGCACGCUGCUCUCCUUCUACGUGUGCAAACCAACCCAAACUUCCCAGGGCGGCGAGGAGACAGAGGUCCCCAAGGUCCUCAGGGUCGAAAAGGCAUGAGGGGCCCCUUAGGAUCUCCUGGUACUCCUGGUUCUUGCACUGUCAGCGGCUCUGACUCCGCUCCUGCAGGUGUUGAAGGACCUCCUGGCAACAAAGGCUACCCGGGCUUCAUUGGAGACAAAUUGUGCGGGUGUAAUGGAGAUCGUGGAGAAUCAGGAGACCCGGGGAAAAGUCAAACUGGUCCUCCAGGUCCCAAAGGAUAUAAAGGAGCGAAAGGUGCCAAAGGUCCCACACCAUUGCCACUUUAAAGGGGGGGGGGGUAUUAAUGGCCAUUUAUCCCGACACGUUCUUGACCUUUAUACUGUUAGCAAGCAAUACCAACACUACUACUAUCUUAUACUAGUACCAACCAACAGUACAAUUUAGGAUAGUUUGGCGUUGACUCCCACUCCAUACCAGACGAAUACUUAUCACCUCUUCUGCCUGCAGUGGUGUUCGUGCGUCGUGUGGAUAACCUUUACCUUACUCUUACCUGGGAUUCCAAGGUCUAUGGUGUUGGGUGAGAAAUAUAGCCAGUGUUUAUAUUAUUCUGUAGUGUUAUUCCUUCUUGUUUAUACUAUUUUAUGGUGUCUUCUUAACUCUUCUUUCUCUUCCUCUUCUCUUUUUUACUUCUUCUUCUUCUUCUUCUUCUUCUUCUUCUUCUUCUUCUUCUUCUUCUUCUUCUUCUUUUUCAUACUAUAUAUUAGCAUCAUUGUUAAAAUUAUUGUUCGUGUAGUUAUUAUUAUAGUAAUCUUGAGGUUGAUUCUUCUAUAAUACAAACGGUCAAUACUUAAAAACUAGCUCCUUAUUUUAGGCACAGACGAUACCUAAAAAUUAGCCCCUUAGUUUAGGUAUUGAUUAUACUUAAAAAGCAGCCCUAUAUAUUAGGUUAUAUAUUGGCCUUUUUUUAAGUAUGUGUUUAUGAUAUAAUUAGAGGCCAACCCCCUUUUAAGUAGCUCUUGGCUAUAUUUCAAGACUGGUCCCUUAAUUUAGGUAUAUCUUAAAAAUUACUCCUUUUGUAUUGUUGACUAAUAUUUAUUGAUACUGAUAAAUAUUAUAAUAAUAGAGUCAAUAAACAUGUAAACGAAUUAAUGAACUUAAAAAACAAAGCCAAUUAUAUAUGUAUGACUGAAUCACGUAAUAAAGUUUUUUUUUCUCAAG
Messenger RNA from Homarus americanus (American lobster), 2107 nucleotides. RefSeq lists its product as uncharacterized. The transcript is spliced from 5 exons. Lineage: Eukaryota; Metazoa; Arthropoda; Malacostraca; Decapoda; Nephropidae. The coding region runs from base 289 to 1215 and encodes 308 amino acids. The record is from RefSeq and is a predicted model, not a curated record.